CUCACAGCUCACUCCAAUGGCUUCUUUAGCCACAUCUGUAGCCCUCGCUUCUCUCCCGGCGAAACUCCGCCAGGCUCCUAUCAGAUUCCUGUUCUCCUCCUCGGUCUCCGCUCCCCCGCAUCUCCGGUCUGUGAGGCCUUUGUCAGUUGGUGCCCUAACGUUCGAUUUCUCAGGAUCUUUUUUCGAGGAUGGAGGAGAUGAGGAAGGGGACGGCCCCUCCGCUGUCUCCGUUGCCUCGGUGGAUUUGGAGGAUAAGGAAGAGCCUCAGUGCCCCCCGGGCCUUCGACAAUACGAGACCAUGGCCGUGCUGCGCCCCGACAUGACUGAGGACGAGCGCCUUGCCCUUAUCCAACGAUAUGAGGAGUUGCUCGUUGCAGGGGGUGGAAUGUAUGUGGAAGUGUUCAACCGGGGAGUAAUUCCACUGGCAUAUAGCAUUCGUAAAAAGAACAAAGCAGGAGAAACCAAUACGUACUUGGAUGGCAUAUAUCUCCUUUUCACUUAUUUCACCAAACCUGAGUCCAUGGGGGUUCUCGAGUCUAGGCUUCAAGCUGAUGAUGAUGUGAUCAGAUCGACAAGUUUUAAGAUACGAAAAAGGAAGUACUAAUCUUUGUUCAUUAGAAGAGGAUGCAUGACAUGAUCAGAUCUUGUAAAACAGUCUCGAUCUUGUCAAUCUUGGAAGUCCCUGAAUUUAGUCACUCUUUGUACGCGAGAUGAUCACUUGGUAUUUAUCACAAUUUAUUUGAGAUUUCCUCAAAUAUUAGUUUCUCCCAGUGCAAAUAA
This is a messenger RNA of Zingiber officinale, 780 nucleotides long. Its product is annotated as 30S ribosomal protein S6 alpha, chloroplastic-like. The record is from RefSeq and is a predicted model, not a curated record. The transcript is spliced from 2 exons. Gene Ontology annotation, cellular component: ribosome. Gene Ontology annotation, molecular function: structural constituent of ribosome; small ribosomal subunit rRNA binding. Gene Ontology annotation, biological process: translation. Lineage: Eukaryota; Viridiplantae; Streptophyta; Magnoliopsida; Zingiberales; Zingiberaceae. The coding region runs from base 17 to 604 and encodes 195 amino acids.